UUCAGAUCUGGCAGAAUGACACGGAAACAAACACCAGUGAAAGGAGGCAGAAAUGAGCUACCAGACUCUCUACAGGUUGCUGAGGGCGUUCGAGUCAUGCUGACCAGAAACAUUGAUGUGCAAAGUGGUCUUGUCAAUGGAAGUUUUGGCACUCUGGUGCGCUGCAUCUCAGAAAAUGAUCAUGUCACUAAGCUGGGUCUCCGAAUGGACAGCCAUGUGUCUUCAGAGCAAAAUGAUGAUGUGGUUUAUAUUCAGAGAGAGGAAGACAACCUGAAGCAGAAAGGUGUGGUGCGCAGACAGUUCCCCAUCAAACUAGCUUUUGCAUGUACCAUCCACAAGGUCCAGGGAAUGAGUAUGCAGUCUGCUGUGGUGUCACUGAAGAACAUCUUUGAACCUGGGAUGGCUUAUGUUGCUGUGAGCAGAGUCACCUCCCUCAGUGGACUCUACAUUGUAGACAUGGAUGAGAGUAAGUUCUACGCCAGUCAACAGAUCACUGCAGCACUGGAGAGCAUGAGACAAGCCAGUCCAGCUGAGAUGAUGCCCCUUCUACAGAUGAGAGAAAUCCUGAGCAGACCUGAUACCCUGACCAUCAUUCACCAUAACACUGAGGGAUUACCGGCUCACAUCAAUGACAUCAAGAGCCACCAUGAAAUGUGUUUGUCUGACAUCUUGUGUCUCACUGAAACCCAUUUGCAGGGCUCCUUUGUUGCAGACAGUCUUCAGUUACCAGGCUACAACCUGUUCAGACGUAACAGACACCUGUCCUACAGCAACUUCCCUCAGAUUGCCAGCAGAGGUGGUGGAGGAGUAGCCAUCUAUGUGAGAAGCCACAUCCAAGCUCGAGAGAAGCAGUAUCUGCUGAAUGUCACUGAUCUUGAGUUUGUGGCCUUGAAGGUUGAUGCUCCAGUGAGUGCUAUCAUCGCAGCAGUGUACAGACCUCCUAACUAUGAGAUGACUUCUUUCCUGGCUAAUCUCAGCAGCCUUCUGGACUCUCUGGAGAUUCUCGACUGUCAGCCCAUCAUUGUCUGUGGAGACUUUAAUGAAAACCUUUCAUCUACAGCCAAGAAGCCCAUUCUGGAGCUGUUUCAGACCAGAGGUUAUGCUCAACUCAUCACUGCUUCCACCACAGAGAAGAACACACUGCUGGACCUGAUUUUCAUUUCACAGCCCGACCACUGUGUCCAGUCUGGUGUCCUGAGAACAUAUCACAGCUAUCAUGAUCCUGUUUACUGUGUCCUGACUUUCAGCUACGUGUGAAG
Salarias fasciatus (jewelled blenny) is the source of this 1259-nucleotide messenger RNA. RefSeq lists its product as uncharacterized. Gene Ontology annotation, molecular function: catalytic activity. Lineage: Eukaryota; Metazoa; Chordata; Actinopteri; Blenniiformes; Blenniidae. The record is from RefSeq and is a predicted model, not a curated record. The transcript has 2 exons. Bases 16 to 1257 code for a protein of 413 amino acids.